Messenger RNA from Ilex paraguariensis (yerba mate), 859 nucleotides. The record is from the annotation of a GenBank genome assembly. Lineage: Eukaryota; Viridiplantae; Streptophyta; Magnoliopsida; Aquifoliales; Aquifoliaceae.
UGCGAAAAAGUCCGAUUGGGUAACCGCAAGUGACUUCAACCCCUCUGUAAUUGCCAGCUUGAAACCGCAAGAAGAACAUCAACUACUGCUGAAAUCGUUGUCGAAAAAAGAUUCGCACUUUCUAACCGGCGUAUUUUUCUUGGAACUGGUGGCUAAGAGUUUUGGAAAUGAAUUCUUUGGUUUAGUUGCUGAUAAAACUGCUAAUCGAGAAAAUACUGCCAUUGCAAAAGCAGCUUUCAAGUGUCUCGCAAAACUACAGCUCCAAGAACGUGUUGCAAACGUACUGGAAUUGGCGACCAACGAUGGAGUAGCUUACUUGAAUGGAACUGGAGACCUGAGCAAAGCCUUUUCUCGAGUCUGUUCUAAAAUUGACGAAGAGCUGGUAAGUGAAACUGUUUACACGAGGAUCAAGACUGAGUACAAAAAAAGUAAAUCGUGGCUUCCCAAAAAAACGUAUCUAUAUGGCAUUGCGAAAUCAGAGGACGAUUUACGUGAAAUCUUUGCACAGCUGGUCAAUGACCCACAAAUGAAGAAAAUCAGUGCACAUUUGACAUGGUUAGGAUUUUUUAGCCAUCCGGAUGAUGUUGCCGUUAAAAAAUCGGUUUCCGAAUUGGCAAGAGUGCCUGGAAAAUUGGAGGUCGUUCAAAAAAUCUACGAAAAAUCAAUCAGCGAAAUGAUUCCGCAAAUCGAAGAUGUUCCUCUCGAUAAAAUAGACACAAGUGGCACUCCAGUGCAAAUGAAUUUGAGUUAUUUGGUGCCUAUUUUCUCUCAAAAACUUUUAGAAAAUAUUCAGGCUGAUGAUGAUUUAAAAUCUGUGUUUGAACCAAUACUUAAACGUAAUCGUGAUCAAUCCAAUUAA